UUAAUAAAAUCAUCAUUGAAAUUUAAAAUUAUUCGAUUGCAAAAUGUCAACCCAUGUAAUCCCAGACCUUGAGAUAUUAGGGCUCCUCGGCUCAGGAAGUUUUGGAUAUGUUUUUGAAGCACAUGACAAGAACAGGAACCAGAAGGUCGCCCUCAAGAGAACCACGAAGGCAGGAGACUAUGUCAGCAGAGAGUACGAGAUCCUUGAAAUCCUUAAGGGAUGUCCUAAUUGUAUUCAAGUUCUAGACAUCUUCUAUACCAAGAAUGAAGAAGAUGAUAAGCUAGCACAAAAUCUUGUCUUUGAAUUUUGCAGUGAUAACUUAGAAUCAAUGAUGACAGAAAUCAAAACUCAGAAGGAAAUUUUCAGCAUGGAUAAAGUCCGUCACUACUCAUGGCAAAUUCUCAAUGGUCUCAAGCAUAUGCAUGAGCGUAGUGUAGUUCAUCGUGAUCUCAAGCCAGAGAAUGUUCUAGUAAAUGACGAUGACGAAGUGAAAAUAUGUGACUUUGGAUCAUCGAAAGUUCUAGAUCCUAAUGGAAAGAAUACCCCUUACAUAGUCAGUAGGUACUACAGAGCUCCAGAGCUGAUCCUAGGAGUAUCAAAUUAUACUGAGAAAAUCGAUAUCUGGGCUGUUGGAUGCAUAAUCGCAGAACUUCUCAUGCUCAAGCCAAUUUUUCCGGGAAAAACUGAAGGUAGUCAAUUCUUAGAGCAGAUGGCUAUCCUAGGUACGCCUACAGAGGAAGAGUAUAGACAAAUGGCUCCAAAUAUUCCUCCAACUACAAAGAAAUUACUUGACCAGAUAGAGCAUUUUAAGAGAAAAAAUAUUUGCGAUCUAAUCCCAUCGACUUAUCAUGAGCGGGAUAAGAAGAUCAUUGUCGACUUAAUUGAGAAGAUGCUUGCAUGGGAUCCAAAAGAGAGAAUCACAGCCGGAGAAGCAUUAGAGCACGAAUUCUUUACAAAUGAAGACCAAUAAAGUUCAUUGAGUUAAAAUCUUUACUUAAAAGUUGCUCUUAUCGUU
Messenger RNA from Moneuplotes crassus, 1015 nucleotides. The record is from the annotation of a GenBank genome assembly. NCBI's taxonomy places the organism in Eukaryota, Ciliophora, Spirotrichea, Euplotida, Euplotidae.